Messenger RNA from Coffea eugenioides, 852 nucleotides. RefSeq names its product glucan endo-1,3-beta-glucosidase 11-like. NCBI's taxonomy places the organism in Eukaryota, Viridiplantae, Streptophyta, Magnoliopsida, Gentianales, Rubiaceae. The transcript is spliced from 2 exons. The record is from RefSeq and is a predicted model, not a curated record. Gene Ontology annotation, molecular function: hydrolase activity, hydrolyzing O-glycosyl compounds. Gene Ontology annotation, cellular component: plasma membrane. Gene Ontology annotation, biological process: carbohydrate metabolic process. Bases 1 to 852 code for a protein of 283 amino acids.
AUGGUCUUCACCUUCAACGACACCUCCCUCUCCUCUAUCACAUCAGAGCGUCUACUCCGGGCUAUGCAGAGCGUCUACUCCGUCCUCUGCUCCCUCAACCUCCAGGACAAGGUCUCCAUCACCACUGCCCACUCCCUCGCCGUCCUCCAGACCUCCUACCUCCCCUUCGCCUGCAGGUUCCACCCGGACCUCACCCCCUGCUUGACUGCCAUCCUCAACUUCCAUCUCAAGACCGGCUCCCCUUUCCUCAUCAAUGCCUACCCCUACUUCGCCUACAAGGCCAACCCCAAGCAGGUCCCUCUGGAGUUCGUCCUUUUCCAGCCCAACUCCGGGAUCGUCGAUCCCGCCACCAAUCUCCACUACGACAACAUGUUUUUCGCCCAGAUCGACGCCGUCCAUUUCGCCGUCGAGUCCUUGGGGUUCAAGGAUGACGCGGUGUGCGUCCAGAUCUCCGAGACCGGCUGGCCCUCCAAGGGGGACACUGACGAGGCCGGAGCCACUCCGGAGAAUGCCAAGAAGUACAACGGCAACCUCAUCAACAAGCUGGUGUGCGGGAAGAAGGGGACGCCCAUGAGGCCCAACGCCGACUUGAACAUCUAUGUCUUCGCCCUUUUCAACGAGAACAUGAAGUCCAGCCCAAGCUCCGAGAGGAACUACGGCCUCUUCAAGCCGGAUGACUCCUCGGCCUACUACAUUGGCUUCAACAGCACCGGUCUCCUUUCCACUUCCUCCAAUACCUCCACUACUCCUAGUAGUACUGGUAGUAGCAGCAGCAGCAGUAGUAGUGUUCCUCUUGGCUCCUCCUCCUCCUCCGGUAGCACCACUUCUUCCACAGCAGUAGUAGUAUCAUAA